AGCCCAAUUUUCUGCCUGAAAGCAACUGUGAAAGAAGCCAAGGGGAUUUUGGGUAAAGAUGUCAGUGGGUUCAGUGACCCGUACUGUCUGCUGGGCAUCGAGGCCAAGAGCCAGGAACUGGCCCACCCUGAACACAAGCGGCGGAUGAAGGCUGUGGUCAAGGACUUCAUCCCUGAAGACCAGAUCCAUCGCACACAAGUCAUAAGGCAGACCCUCAGCCCGGUCUGGGAAGAGACAUUUAUCCUGGAGUUUGAAGACGUGGAGACAGCCAGCUUCCACCUGGACAUGUGGGACUCGGACACGGUGGAGUCGGUGCGGCACAAGCUGGGGGAGCUGACGGACCUCCACGGCCUCAAACGGAUCUUUAAGGAUGCUCGCAAAGACAAAGGGCAGGAUGAUUUCCUGGGGAACGUGGUCCUUCGCCUGAAGGACCUGCACUGCUGGGAUGACCAGUGGUACCAGCUGGAGCCCCGGACGGAGACGUACCCCAACCGAGGACAGUGCAAGUUAUGGUUAUCGCUUUUAUGCCUUGUCUCUUUUCAGAGGGCCACCAAGAGCAGCCGGACGCAGCCGAGCUACACUGUCCAUCGGCACCUCCUGCAGCAGCUGGUGUCCUAUGAGAUCCUGCAGCACCAGGCUGGCAGCAUCGCCUGGGAUGGGGAGCUGAGCAGGCACGCCAGCACCGUGCUAUACCUGCACGCCACGCAGAAGGAUCUCUCCGACUUCCACCAAGUCAUGGCGCAGUGGCUGGCGUACAGCAAACUCUACCAGAGCCUGGAGUUCAACAGCAACUGCCUGCUCCACCAGAUCACCAGCAUCGAGUACCAGUGGGUGCAGGAGCGCCUGAGGCCAGAGCAGAAAGCAGAGCUGGCCGAGUCCUUCCAGUCCCUGCUGACUUACGGCGUCUCCCUCAUCCGGAGGUACCGCAUCAUUUUCCCCCUCUCUGUCCCAAGGUCCAAGGAGAGGCUCCAGUCCCUGCUCCGGGUCCUGGUCCAGAUGUGCAAAAUGAAAGCUUUCCACGAGCUGUGCACGCUCAGCCCCGACCUCCCCGGGAUGGUCUCCACGGCGCUGAAGUCAGGCACGACGGAGUGGUUUCACAUGAAGAAGCAGCACCUCAAGCCCAUGGUGAAGAGCAUGGAGGAGAAUGGCAAAGCCUUGUCUAGACUCCUCCUGGAGGUGAUAGGAGAUCUCCAGGAGUGCCAGAAAAUCUGGAAUAAAUUCUUCAUCAACGCCUUGAAGUUGAAUCUCUUCUCCAUCGCUUACCUGGAGCUGGAGAGCCUGGUCGCAGAGCAUGUCCAGGAGCAGCUGCGCAAGGUGGACAGCAGCAUGUCCAAGCCCACGGCCGAGAGCCUUUUCCAGCUCUACAUGAACCUGCAGGAGCUCUAUCGGAUGAAGGACUUCCUCCCAAAGAGGGAUGGACCUCUGGCUCUGUGCCAUUUCCACCAGUGGUUCAAGGAAGCUGUGCCCCAGUGGCUGCAGAAGGCCUACACCAUCGCACUGGAGAGGGCACAGAGAGCCGUCCAGAUGGAUCAGCUGACACCCUUCGGGGAGCACAACAAGCACAGCACGUCCACCGUUGACCUGUCCACCUGCUACGCCCAGAUCGUGAAGACCUGGCAGCAGCUCAACUGGCCAGACCCCGAGGAAGCCUUCAUGAUCAUGGUGAAGCUCGUGGAGGACAUGUGCAAAAUCGCCCUGAUGUACUGCCGGCUCGUCAAGGAGAGGGCUGAGGCUCUGUCGCUCAGCAAGCAGAACGAGGGCGAAGCGGCCAACAGGCUCUGCAUCGUGGUGAACAACAUCAAGCAGCUGCGGCUGCUGAUCCUGAAGCUGCCGUCACAGCUGGACUGGGCCCAGCUGGAGCAGCGCACAGAGGCCAUCAUCGACCGGCAGCAGAUCCAGCACACGCUGCACAACCAGCUCGACAGCACCGUCUCCUGCCUGGACCAUGAGGUCCGGGACGUGGUACAAGCCCUGGCCACCAAGCUGGAAAAGGGCAUCGCCAGACACAUCCAGGAGCUCUCAUCUUCCAAUGACACCCGGGAGCCCGAGGACUCCAUCAUCCCGCUCAUGAAGUUCCUGGAGUCGGAGCUGCAGUAUCUCAAUGAGCAUCUGGUCCAAGAGAACUUCAAAAGCCUCCUCACUCUCCUCUGGCAUCACACCUUGGCCGUGCUGUCAGCAGCCGCAGGGCAGCAGGUCCCCUUGGCCCAGCGCUACAAGAAGCUCCACUGUGCCCUGAAGAGCCUGGAGCUGUGCUUCCACGCCGAGGGCUGUGGGCUGCCACUGGAGACCCUCCACACUGCAGCCUUCCUGUCACUGGAGACCCACCUGGCCCUCUGCUCUGCCAGCAGCCGCAAACUCAUCCAGAAAUACUUCAGCAACAGGAUCCAGCAACAGCUGGACACCAGCUCGGAGAAGUACGGGGCCGUGACGAUCAAAGCACUGUACCGUCCUUCGGAGCAGAAACUCCACGUGGAAGUGCUCAACGCUGUCAAUCUCAUCCCACUGGACUCCAACG
Molecule: messenger RNA, 2515 nt
Organism: Cariama cristata (Red-legged seriema)
Lineage: Eukaryota; Metazoa; Chordata; Aves; Cariamiformes; Cariamidae
Gene: UNC13D
Product: unc-13 homolog D (C. elegans)
Exons: 25
Source: RefSeq, a predicted model, not a curated record